Messenger RNA from Paramuricea clavata, 1272 nucleotides. The record is from the annotation of a GenBank genome assembly. Lineage: Eukaryota; Metazoa; Cnidaria; Anthozoa; Malacalcyonacea; Plexauridae.
CGGCAAUUUGAACGGACAUCUUGCAAAAACAUCUGACAACUGACAGAAGAAGCUAUUUCAUAAACAAGGAUCAUAAUCUGAAACUAUAUUCUCUUUAUUUCAUUUCUUAUAGAUGCGAAAGCAACAAGGAUGAGAUACCGAUAUUCGUAUGCACACUGGCAGUGCCCGACAUUGCUUGUCCUCUGCAUAUAUUUGAACCUCGCUCCAAGCUCAUGAUACGGCGGUGCAUCGAAAGCGGUUCGCGACAAUUUGGCAUGUGCGCUCCAGAUCCCGAGCAAACUUUUGCGACGGUUGGAACAAUGUUACAUAUAAACGACGUCAAUUUCUUGCCCGAUGGAAGGUCUGUUGUUCACACGGUUGGCAGCAGGCGCUUUCAAGUUUUGGAGCGAGGGUUACACGAUGGCUACAACACUGCCAAGGUUGCUUGGCUUCAGGAUGAGUGUGAUGAGAGCGACUACACUAAACUCAAUUGCGAAGUCUACAACAUGAUGACACAAUGGCUUGAAAAGCUACCGAGCGAGCAGAAGAUAUGCAUUGUGAAAGCGGUUGGGCGAUUGCCUGAUGCACUCCAGGGAACAAAUGAGAAUGGCCCCAGCUGGUUAUGGUGGCUGUUGGUUGCGAUGCCUUUGAACCACGAGGCAAAACACAUCAUCUUGUCUAUGACAUCGAUCACUGAACGUUUAAACAGUGCGAAACGGUUCUUAGCAAUAUUGUUAAGGAGAAGCACUCAACAACCAAAUUUUGCUUGCGAUCGUGGUCCCUGGCCAUGUUAGGCUAUUACAUUUAAUACCCAAUCCCCACCCUGUCGAGGACCUCUAUUCCAGAAGGGUCAAAUCUGUGGUCAAAUACACAGAUUUCUUUGCAUUCCUGAGGGGUAAAAAUCUCCAAAGCAGAGGUCCUCGACAGGGGGGUUUGGUUUUUAAAUGUAAUAGUUAAGGGACGGACCAUUUGAUUUUUGAUGGGGGGGUGGGUAGAAUCCCAAAAAAAAUAUCGGGCAAGCAAUUCGAACUUUAAAAAAAUAUCGUGCAAGAAUAAACGGACGAAAAAAAAUAUCGAGCAAGACUUUCGAGUGGUAAUCCUUAUUUGCCAUUCGGUGCAUUUCCGCGUGUAGCCCAGAGCCGCGUGUAGCCCUAGCUGGGGGCUGCAAGGUCCAGGAAAUGGCAUUUCAGAGACUCUAAAUUUAAAAAUUUCCUCGGGCCUUCGGCCCUCGCUUUCAGCCCCCCCCCCCCAAUCAAAAAGAGCUUCCUAAAGCCCUGUAGCCUAAAUAAUGGG